Messenger RNA from Ornithorhynchus anatinus (platypus), 2144 nucleotides. It is a transcript of the gene ZNF22, whose product is annotated as zinc finger protein 22. The record is from RefSeq and is a predicted model, not a curated record. Lineage: Eukaryota; Metazoa; Chordata; Mammalia; Monotremata; Ornithorhynchidae. The transcript is spliced from 2 exons. Bases 195 to 902 code for a protein of 235 amino acids.
CGGCCUCCGGGCCGGACCGCGGCCUGCGCCGCCUCGGGCUUCGGGCCGCCCCGGGCUUCGGGCCGCCCCCUCCGCCUCCGCCCUCCCACCUCCCCGGGCAGAAAAUCGUCGGCCGGAGAGCCCGGCGCGGGGGCGCCCGGAAACAGCCGGGCCGGGCGAGGAUCCCCGGGGCCGGCGGAGGGAGGCCGCCCGGGAUGCGCCUGAGGCAGGCGGGGAGGAAGAUGUCCCCGAGCACGGCCCAAGGGAGAGUCCGGGAGAACCGGCGCAAGGCCCCUCGGCGGCCGGACGCCUGGGCGGUGGCCGCCCGCUACGAGACCGCUCUGGGGAGGCUCCGGCGCAGCUCGGAGGAGAAGCCCUAUAAGUGCACCGAGUGCGAGAAGAGCUUCGGCCAGAGCUCCACCCUCUUCCAGCACCUGAAAAUCCACACGGGGGAGAAGGCCUACGAGUGCCCGGACUGCGGCAAGGGCUUCUUCCAGAGCUCCAACCUCAUCCAGCACCGGCGGGUCCACACGGGCGAGAAGCCCUACGGGUGCUCCGAGUGCGGGGAGCGGUUCAAGCAGAGCUCCAACCUCAUCCAGCACCGGCGGGUCCACACGGGCGAGAAGCCCUACCGCUGCCAGGCCUGCGGCCGCUGCUUCAGCCAGAGCUCCCACCUCAUCCAGCACCGGCGGACCCACACCGGGGAGAAGCCCUACCGCUGCGGGGAAUGCGGCCGCUGCUUCAGCCAGAGCUCCCACCUCGGCCAGCACACCAAGCUGCACGGGGAGGGCGGGCCCCGCAAGGCCCGCUCCGAGAGCCACCGGCGGACGGCUGGGGACGCCGAGGCCCCGACCUGCCCGCGGCCGCGCGGCCGGCGAGGGGCGGGGGGCGGCCGGGGUCCUCCGGCUCCCUUCCCGCGCUGAGGGGGCGGCCCCGGGGCCCAGGGCCCGGUGAACCUCAGUCCCUCUCGUCCCCCGUCUGCGGUUUGGUUCCGUGUUUUCCGUCGUCGUCGUCUCGUCUUCUCUGGAAACCGGCGUUGGCAACGCGCGGGAAACGGGAUCCGGGAGUGGCCCGACGUCCGGAACGGGAGGGCCCAUUGGAAAUCCUUAGAUGAUCUCUCGGGUUUCCCCGCCCUGACCCUUCUUGGAGGUGACCCGGCGAGGGAGGAGGGGGAUCACCGCUCGUUCGGUCUUGAGUAUUUCUGGGAUGCGGGGGGGGGCCGAGAAGCAGAGGGGGCGGGGGUUCUCACGUCUUUGGGGUCGAGGACUUGGAUUUUCGAUCUGCAGUUGGGGAGGUUUUUAAACGUUAGUCGUCUAAGCAAAAGUAGGAUCGAAUGGAGCUGUGGUGUCUGAAGACAUGUUGACGCUCCCAGGCUUUGUCGGGAGGCAGAUGACACCGUCUCGAAUGGAUUUGGAUUUUCCCGUAGUUUUCCACUCUCAGACGCUCUCCAGACCGGGAGUCCCCUUCCACCUCUAGGCCGAAGGAGUGUAGGCCGACGCUGGAGUAAGAGCCGGUUUUCCGGGAACGUUAGCGUCAAACCGGUGCCGCGGCAUUCACGUCCUAAAUAGGUUUAGCCGGCACAUCGGUUCGUCUCCCCGUCACGCCGGGUGCGUCUCUUUACGUCGAUCCUUCGUCAAAAGUCUCUCGCUUUUCUCGGGGGGACGUUCCCAGUCAAACGAUGGGUACGGUGGGAAGGGCGCGGUCCCGAGCACUUGGGAGGGCGCAGUACGGGCAGUUCAGUCCAGUGCCUCAUACUCGGGCUCCGUGAGUACGGUCUCUUCCACUACUAAGAUCCCUGCCCUCCAGGAGCUUGCGGUCUAACCAGAUGAGCAUCCUCCCAACCGUGAGACGCUUCCGAGGUAGGAAUCACGUUGGGCCUCGUUGGAUGUUGGAAGAGCAUAAGCCGUUCACUUCCCAUCGGGGCCCAGCGUUGGCUCCGCCUCCGUCUUGGUCAGGCGGUGUUUUUCAGAAGUCCGGGGGAGACGGCGACUUCUUUAAGGGAACUCGGUCGGGUUUCAGAGACCCCCCCCCCCCCCGACCUUCCUCCAGCCCCGUAGUUUCCUUCCCGAUGGCCGUGAGAUUCGCCUCAUUUUCCGGGUACGUUUUUCUACUGUGUUCACGACACGCCUCCCCACGAAAUAAAAAAGAUGCUUGGCCAAAUGCCA